UUGUUACAUAACUAUCUAGUCGGAUGGCCACCAUAUCUUUGAGUCAUGGGUCAACUAGUCUUCACCAUCCGGACAAUAGCUCGGUGGUUGAAAAGAUCGGUCGGUUGAUACAGGUUCACAAAGAUGGCUACGUUGAAAGACCUCCAAUUGUGCCACAUGCUACAUGCAUGGUACCCUCAGGGCUCCAUGUUGAAGCUACAGAUGUUAUGAUAAACAAGUUUACUAAUUUGUGGGUGCGUAUGUAUGCCCCUACCAACAAACAUGUUUCAUCAAAACUUUCGUUGACUGUUUACUUUCAUGGAGGGGGGUUUUGUGUUGGAUCGGCUUCUUGGGCUUGUUACCAUGAUUUUUUGAUAAAUCUUUCGCGGGUGGCGAGCUGUGUCGUUGUAUCGGUUAAUUACCGGCUCGCUCCUGAGAACCAACUCCCGGCUGCCUAUGAUGACGGGUUUGAUGUCAUUAUGUGGCUAAAACAAGAGUCUAUGAAGGGAAUGGUUAAUGAGCUCAAGUGGUGUGAUUAUUCAAGGUUAUAUCUAGCCGGUGACAGUGCUGGUGCGAACAUUGCGCACCAUGUCGCGUCACGGCUAGUGUCUAGACCGGUUAUGUUACCAAAGGGGAUUAUUCUGAUUCAACCCUUUUUCGGGGGAGAAUCGAGAACUGUGUCCGAGAAGCAUUCUACACAAACGAUUAACUCAGCCCUAACGCUAGCAGCUUCUGAUACGUAUUGGCGGCUUGCGCUCCCAGUAGGGUCCACGCGAGACCACCCAUGGUGCAACCCUCUUGCAAAGGGUGCACGAGGAUUGAGUGGUAUGAGGUUUUUCAAGACGUUGGUUUGUGUGGCUGAGUUAGACAUAUUGAGAGAUAGAAACUUGGAGUUCACAAGGGUCUUAGCCAGCGUGGGUGCACCGGUGCAAUCUAUCAUCUAUAAAGACGUUGGACAUGCGUUUCAAGUUUUGCAUAAUUAUCCAAUGGCUCAAACCCGAACCCACGAGAUGAUGACUCAUGUUAAAGCGUUCAUCAACCAUUAGUUUGUGUUAUGAUGGCUCUUAGAAUCCGUAAAUAGAGUUUGGUUCUUCUUUUGUUGUCAACUUGUCAUAUAAAU
Messenger RNA from Helianthus annuus (common sunflower), 1099 nucleotides. Its product is annotated as probable carboxylesterase 17. The coding region runs from base 24 to 1025 and encodes 333 amino acids. Gene Ontology annotation, molecular function: hydrolase activity. Lineage: Eukaryota; Viridiplantae; Streptophyta; Magnoliopsida; Asterales; Asteraceae. The record is from RefSeq and is a predicted model, not a curated record. The transcript has a single exon.